Messenger RNA from Naegleria lovaniensis, 711 nucleotides. RefSeq lists its product as uncharacterized. Gene Ontology annotation, cellular component: signal peptidase complex; membrane. NCBI's taxonomy places the organism in Eukaryota, Heterolobosea, Eutetramitea, Acrasida, Naegleriidae. The record is from RefSeq and is a predicted model, not a curated record. The coding region runs from base 1 to 711 and encodes 236 amino acids. The transcript has 2 exons. Gene Ontology annotation, biological process: protein targeting to ER.
AUGCAACAACGAGUUUCACCUUCCACUCGCCAAAAUCCCUUUGAUGAGGAGUGGAUUGUGGUUUCAUCAUCGACGGGAACAUCAUCAACAACACAGAAUACAUCAUCACCGGUGCAAGCCUCUUCUUCUAAUAAUACAGAGGAAAAUUCUUCGGGAAAUUCAGCAAGUAAAAAGCCAGCAAUCAACGUUUUUGAUUUAUACUCGGUGAAGUACAUGUUGGACUCUUUCGUAAGAUCGGUAUUGAUUGAAGAAAAAUCCUUUAAAGAGGAUCAUACUUUGAGUAAUUUUAAAUUGAUUACAGGAUUUUUAGCUUGUGGUGGAGCAAUUACAGCAUAUUUUACAAAAACACCACUCUAUGCAUUGUUGUUGUGUAUUGCUUAUGUAUCAGUCAUUUUAAUAUUGGCAUUGAAUAGUUACUUUUUUGAAAAAGGCACAUUUGCUCUUGCUUAUUCUUUGAAUUAUGGCUUUAUUCGUGUUGAGAGCGAUAUUUAUGAUGAAGACGAAGAGGAAGCUGAAAAGAGAAACUGUCCCAAAUAUCAAAUCAUUGUACACUUCCCUUCACCCUCCUCUCUGAGCUCGAAAUACAAGUCAUCAAAUUGCACAGUCUCUCAUUCAUGGUAUCUUAAUGACCUAUUUGAUGAAAAUGGUAAUUUUGAUAAGAAGGAAGUGAGAAGAGCUGUACUUGAUCUUAUUAAAAAGAAAGGUCAAUAA